Symbiodinium sp. CCMP2592 is the source of this 1563-nucleotide messenger RNA. The record is from the annotation of a GenBank genome assembly. Lineage: Eukaryota; Dinophyceae; Suessiales; Symbiodiniaceae.
AUGGACUGGGUGUUUGCGUUCCUUGACAGUGCCCCGCUAUUGCGCUCCCAGGGACUCGCAUUCAGUCCCUCGAGUCGAGCUCAUGCGCCGCCCACUCCCCUCUUGCCGACUUGCGGGGCUCUGUUCCACGGACCUCUGUCUGUAGGAGAGUUUGCUGAUGAGGUCUUCUCGUGCUUGGGAGUGGCGGUCGAGAGGAGUGCCGCGCUUGCCGAGCAGUUUGUCUACGCAGAACGGGGUAACAAGAAAGAGGGGGAGGUGCUGGUCCCAGUCCGAAGCGUCGGUGGAGAACUUGGACCAGGCGACCCCUAUACCGGAAGCUUGGCUGCCGGUUUCGAGGCUCUGCAGAAUGACAGGGAGAUGUGCCAGGCCGCGGCCGUAGUGUUCGAUGUCAUCUACGUAGCCCGCGGCCACGACCCGUCGACCUGUGCUGGUGAAGUAGCGCGAGACACUUCCAGUGAGGAGACGGUAGCUGCGAUGACCCAGUGGGUGCUUGGCGGAGUGCUCGGCUACGCCCCUCUCUUGGGCAUCCCUCCCUCGACGGACGUGCAGAGCGAAGACCGCCGCUCUCCUGCGUGCAGGACUUGGUGUGAAUCUGCCGGGAGCCUGGGCGUCCCGGUAUACUCUCCGGCCGAGAUGCUCGUAGCCGCUGUGGCUUCUGACCUGCUUCUGCUGCUCAACGGCUGUUAUGCAGCCCGCCUGUCCACGUCCCCUGCUGACGUCCGUGUGCCUUCAGGUGCCGUUUGCCUUGCCAUUCUUCCGGCCGCUGGGAGCGAUGGAUGCUCCCUUCUGACCGCCUGCCGCUGGACCUUUCUGCCAUGGCCUGCCGAUGCCACCGUGCCAUUGGCGGCAGUUGGACAGAGCGCCUCCAACGCCCCCAUGCAGAUGUGGCCGCCCUUGCUGACACGUGGGCGACGCAAGCGGGCUUGCCCUCCCCGCGCACCUCGCCAUGUCGUCAUGUCGUGCAAGGCCUCAGCCCCGGCCGCGGACAUGCUACGCGACGACAUAGAGGCGGAACUCCAAACCCUCGCAACCGCCGAGUCACUCCGCCAAGCAGCCCGGGCCUGGCAACAUAAGGCUCGCGCUGACGCCCUCCCGCUCAAUGCGCGGAACAAGACGCUCUGCGCUGGCCCAUCCUGUCCGCAUGGCGGGGGCUUGUGGUUCUCCCCGGGCGUGAGCGCUGUGCACAGUCGCUUCUCACUGAGCUCCGUUGGGCCCUCCUGCGUCCGCCUGCUGCUUUGGCCAGACUCCGACGAUUGCCGUUGGAACUGCGGCGCUCGCCCAGCUUAUCUCCGGCCAGACGCGGCUGCCCUUUGCGUCGUCGUGCCCCGUCCCUUGUGGGCGAUCUCCUACAGCGCGUCCAGCAUGUUGCCGACUCCUGCCAAGCCGGAGCUGGCUCCCAAGCAGCUCUCCCAUCCGUGCUGCGGCUUAAGCAUGUUCGGCGGUGGCUGCUGGCACGCACCCGCCAAUGUAGUGGCGCGGAUCCCGGCAGCUUGCAACUUGCAACGCUUGCUCCUCUUAGCCUCGCAAGCACUGGACUUCCUUGUGCCGCUCUUCCCGGUGUAA